AUGACCACGGGGCGUACACCAGCUGAGACCAGGCUAGACCUGGAGGACAUAGAGGAGCAGGGGAUCCCUCCAGGCAGACACACUGCAGAGGGACUACUGGAGGAAGUAGUGGAGGUAGAGGCAGAGGAACCAGCUCAGGAGGAGGACUCCACCCAGAGUCACAUCAGGGCUCUGGUCAAGAACAGGGACCCAAGGGGAGUCAACAAGUGUCUAAAGGUGACCUUUGAGGACGUGAUAGCAGAGCCCCCCUCGGUGCGGAGCUUCGAUAAGGUGUGGCUGUGGAGCCACGCCCUAUUUGAGGUGUCCCGUCUCUGGUGCUACCGGCUGAUCUCCCUCCUCCUGGCCGUGCCCGUCUCUCUGGUAGCAGGGAUCCUCUUCGCUGUCUUCAGCUGCCUACAUAUCUGGCUGAUCACGCCCUUUAUUCAGCUCUUCCUGAUCAACAUGCACUGGGUUCAGACUGUGUGGGGCAGUGUAUUGGACAUCGCCAUCGCUCCCUUCUUUAAGAGUAUGGGGAAGUGCUGCAGUAGCAUCAAUGUCCGACUGGCCAGGGACUGA
This is a messenger RNA of Oncorhynchus tshawytscha (Chinook salmon), 555 nucleotides long. Its product is annotated as caveolin-2-like. Bases 1 to 555 code for a protein of 184 amino acids. Gene Ontology annotation, molecular function: molecular adaptor activity. Gene Ontology annotation, biological process: caveola assembly. Gene Ontology annotation, cellular component: caveola. The record is from RefSeq and is a predicted model, not a curated record. The transcript has 3 exons. NCBI's taxonomy places the organism in Eukaryota, Metazoa, Chordata, Actinopteri, Salmoniformes, Salmonidae.